Molecule: messenger RNA, 549 nt
Organism: Sturnus vulgaris (Common starling)
Lineage: Eukaryota; Metazoa; Chordata; Aves; Passeriformes; Sturnidae
Source: RefSeq, a predicted model, not a curated record
AUGGUCCAGCUCUGGGCAGGUUCCUCGUCCCUGGAGCUGUGCCAGCCUUGCAGCCUCAGCGUGGCUGCCCUGAUGUGGAACUUGCUCCCACAUGGAUCAGCAGCUCCAGGAGAAGAGCUGGGGCUGGUCUCCUCCUUCCAUCCCACCACCAUGGAAAUCCCCCCCAAGAGUCCUGAUGGGAGUGAGAAGUCUCCCCAUUCCAAGGAGCUGAUCACCAGUCCCACGGGCAGCACCCUGUGCAUGAGCUCCCGCAGCGAGUCCGUGUGGACCAGCACGCCCAGGAGCAAGUGGGACAUUUACCACAAGCCCAUCAUCGUGGUGUCCGUGGGAGCUGCCAUCUUCCUCUUUGGGACAGUCAUCACCAGCCUGUCCUUCUUCCUGACCAAGAACACAAACGUUUACAAAAUGUCUGGCCCGGCUUUCCUGUCCCUGGGACUGAUGCUCCUGGUGUGUGGCCUGGUCUGGAUCCCCAUCAUCCGCAAGAAGCAGAAGCAGAGGCAGAAGUCACAGUUCCUACAGAGCCUCAAAUCCUUCUUCUUCAACCGCUGA